Messenger RNA from Lutra lutra (Eurasian river otter), 4330 nucleotides. It is a transcript of the gene CCDC158, whose product is annotated as coiled-coil domain containing 158. Bases 869 to 4201 code for a protein of 1110 amino acids. The record is from RefSeq and is a predicted model, not a curated record. The transcript is spliced from 26 exons. Lineage: Eukaryota; Metazoa; Chordata; Mammalia; Carnivora; Mustelidae.
CUCCGGGGGGCCCGCAGCGGCGCAUCUUCGUUUCUGGAACCUUCCAGACCUUUGUGUUUGUUUCGCACAUGGCCGAGGCUCCGUAAAUUGUGUCUAACGGAAAGGCCCGCUGCUGUGUUCGGGGAUCGCAAGACCUCGGGGCACCGCGGCUGCAGCUCUGGGAGCGGAGGGCGCAGCGCAAAACGUGUUCCGCUUCGGGGGUAAUGACCGCGGCGCCCGCCCCCGCGUUACUGUUAACCCUUGCUCGUGCCCCGCUUCCGUGGACAGGCGGUGGGUUAGGGAAGACACGGCCUCGGGCAGAGACCAACCUGGAUCCCGAAUUGGACUGUGAUCCGUGUUGCGGGAGGCUUUUUCCGCCGGAGCCCCCCCUGCACCUGACACUAAGCUCUUGACUCUGCCCCGUUACCAGCAUCAGGCAGAAACUCACCGUUUCGAGUCCAGCCCUUUCCACAAAUCUCUGUCCCAGAUCAGCACCCAGGCUGUUGCAGGAGUUGUUCCUGCGUCUUGGUGUACCUUGAGGUCAGGGGAAGGUGGAAGAAAAAUGAGGUGUUAAUAGGAUAAGUGAAAAUAAGAAUAUCCAUAUAUUAAGACAGUGUUGUGUCCUAGUGAAGUCUAUCUUCAACAGCUUCCUUCUGCAUUAGAUGGUCAUAUACCUGUGUUUACUCAGUUCUGCUUAACCCACUCUCUUUGAGUUCUGCUUACCUUACUCAUAGGUUCUGUUUCCUGCUUGAUACCAGAAACUUUGGUCUCUAGUGGAGUGCAUCAGUGUAUGCAUGACUUCCCAACACUGGGCUAUAAGAAACAGAAGAAUCGAACAGGGAAGCACUCAUAUUUCCAGAUUCUCUAAGAGGAGGUAGCAGUAUUUAAUAUGGAACCAAAAGCCAGUGAAUCGAAUCAUGAAGAUCUUCUGUCGAGCAGCGGCAUCACAUCCCAGGGAGGUUCUUCAAGUCCAUUUUUUAUGUCAUCUAUUCGUGGCACAAUCAUUGAAAACACGUCUUCAGCUGGGACAUUGACACAAAUUCCUUUUUUCCCCAAAUAUGAAGUGGAACUUGAUUCUCCUAGAAAAGUCAUCCCGUACCCUGGAAAGGAACACAUUGAACGUGUUUUGGAAGAAUAUUCACAUCAAGUCAAAGAUCUACAGAGAAGACUGAACGAAAGCAAUGAAUUGCAUGAGAAACAGAAGUUUUACUUACGGCAGUCGGUCAUUGAUUUGCAAACAAAACUUCAAGAGAUGCAAAUGGAGAGAGAUGCCAUGGCUGACAUCAGACGAAGGGAGAGUCAAUCCCAGGAGGAGUUAAGAAAUCAGCUUCAAAACACAGUUCAUGAACUCGAAGCUGCCAAGUGCCUUAAGGAGGACAUGCUGAAAGACAGCAGCGCGCAAGUAGAACAGCUGAGGAAGAUGAUGCUCAGCCACGAGGGGGUGCUUCAGGAAAUCCGCUCCGUCCUCGCCGACUUCGAAGAAGCCUCAGGCAAGAAAAUAUACGAACACGACAGCGUGUCUACUCUCCACUUCCGCAACAUGGGCUCGGCUAUUAGUAAAAUCCUAAGAGAAUUAGACACAGAGAUUUCUUAUCUUAAAGGGAGGAUAUUUCCAGUAGAGGACCAGCUUGAAGCACUGAAGUCUGAAUCACAGAAUAAAAUAGAACUGCUUCUUCAACAACAUCAAGAUAGGAUUGAGCAGUUAAUAAGUGAGCAUGAAAUUGAGAUAACGGGCCUUACCGAGAAAGCCAGCAGCGCUCGAAGCCGGGCCGAUAGCAUCCAGAGUCAGCUGGAAAUCAUUCAAGAACAAGCAAGAAACCAGAAUUCAAUGUAUAUGCGUCAACUCAGCGAUCUGGAAUCUACUGUUUCUCAGCUACGUUCUGAGUUAAGAGAAGCCAAAAGGAUGUACGAAGACAAGAUAGAAGAGCUUGAAAAGCAGUUAGUCCUUGCCAACUCAGAACUAACCGAGGCACGGACGGAACGUGACCAGUUCAGUCAGGAAUCUGGAAAUUUGGAUGAUCAGCUUCAAAAGCUGUUGGCUGACCUGCAUAAAAGAGAGAAGGAGCUGAGUCUGGAGAAGGAGCAGAAUAAGCGUCUGUGGGACCGGGACACAGGCAACAGCAUCACCAUCGACCACCUGCGGCGGGAGCUGGACGACAGGAACAUGGAGGUGCAGCGCCUGGAAGCCCUCCUCAAGUCCAUGAAGAGCGAGUGUCAGGGCCAGAUGGAGCGGCAGAUGGCAGCGAUUCAGGGCAAGAAUGAAAGUCUAGAGAAAGUGUCCUCCUUGACUGCCCAGCUUGAAUCCACCAAAGAGAUGCUCCGCAAAGUGGUAGAAGAGUUGACCGCCAAGAAGAUGACCCUGGAGAGCUCCGAGAGGACCGUAUCAGACCUGACCGCUUCCCUGCAGGAGAAGGAGAGAGCCAUCGAGGCCACCAAUUCAGAGAUCACGAAGCUGCGCUCCCGCGUGGACCUGAAAUUGCAGGAGCUGCAGCACCUGAAAACCGAGGGCGACCACCUCAGAAAUGUGCAGACCGAGUGUGAGGCCCUCCGGCUACAGAUGGCAGAGAAGGACAAGGUGAUCGAGAUUUUGCGCCAGCAGAUUGAGAACAUGACGCAGCUGGUUGGCCAGCACGGGCGGACGGCGGGCGCCAUGCAAGUGGAAAAGGCUCAGCUGGAGAAGGAGAUCAACGACAGGAGGCUGGAGCUCCAGGAGUUCAAGAUUUUAAAAGAUAAAAAAGAUGCAAAGAUACGGGAGCUUGAGGCCCGAGUGAGUGACCUGGAGCUGGAAAAGGUGAAGCUGGUGAAUGCGGGCUCCGAGCGGCUCCGUGCGGUGAAGGACAUCAAACAGGAGAGAGAUCAGUUACUAAAUGAGGUGAAAACUGGUAGGAGUGAGUUGAACAGCCUUACAGAGGACUACGAAGUCUUAAAAAGGAAUUUCCGAAACAAAACUGAAGAAAUGGAAGCUACUACAAACAAACUGAAAAUGCAGUUAAAGUCCGCACAGUCUGAACUUGAACAAACAAGAAAUACGUUGAAGUCAAUGGAAGGAUCCGAUGGUCAUGCUAUGAAAGUGGCCAUGGGGAUGCAGAAGCAAAUCACGGCUAAAAGAGGUCAAAUAGACGCACUUCAGAGCAAGAUACAGUUUUUGGAAGAGGCAAUGACUAACGCAAAUAAGGAAAAGCAUUUUCUAAAAGAAGAGAAGAAUAAAUUAAGCCAGGAACUGAGUACUGUUGCAACAGAAAAAAACAAGAUGGCUGGAGAACUGGAGGUCCUGAGAUCCCAGGAACGGCGUUUGAAGGAAAAGGUUGCGAAUAUGGAAGUUGCCCUUGAUAAGGCAUCGUUGCAGUUUGCAGAAUGUCAAGAUAUCAUACAGCGUCAGGAACAAGAGUCUGUGCGCCUAAAACUUCAACACACUUUGGAUGUAAAAGAACUUCAGGGCCCCGGGUUCACCUCGAACACUUCCGUGAAGUCGCGCCUCCUGCAGCCGCCCACGGCCGCCCGCUCCCAUUCGAACGUGCCGUCGUCCCAGUCCACGGCCAGCUUCCUGUCUCACCACUCUAUGAAACCCACCACAUUGAAGGAAGAUCCAACAAGGGACCUGAAACAGCUUCUCCAAGAGUUGAGAAGUGUGAUCAACGAGGAACCAGCUGUGCCGCUGGGCAAGCCUGAGGAGGAAGGGAGAACACCGUCCCUGGGAGUCUCCUACAUGGCUGUAAGCAACAACUCAUUAAGGGACUCCACUGAAGGCAGCAAAUCCAGUGAUACCCUUAGCAGAGAGCCUGUCACAUUGCACACAGGAGACUUGGAGGACCCAUCCAGCUGCUUCACGUUCCCGUCCACAGCAAGUCCGUCUGUGAAAAAUUCAGCUUCUCGAUCAUUCCAUUCAUCUCCUAAGAAGUCCCCGGUUCACUCACUGCUGACUAGUUCGGUUGAAGACUCAGUGGGUUCCACACCCCAAUACAGAUCCACGAAACCUGUGCAUUCGUCUGACUCUGUUAAAGUCUCAGCCAAUAGAAACAACAGGAAAAACGUGCAGGAAGCUUCAGAACAGACUGGAAAGCUUGCAGACUCUUGUAGAAGAUUUACAGAUGAAGAACCAAGCAAUGUCUUCAAUGAUCAGAAAUCAAGAAAAGAGGAUACAGAAAGUGAAAGACCAGGAAAAAAUGUUACUAAAAUGAAACAUUGUUUGCCUCUUCUUUACAGAGGAAUGAGGCCCAAUUAAUUGUGGUGUUGCUUAUAAUUAGUGCCCUGUGUACUUUUUUCUUUUUAUGUGAAAAUUUAAUAAAAGAUACCCUGUCCUGUAAACUCUAUUUUGAAAUAAACUAUUCUUGAAUGCUCCCAUAGUUAAACU